AUGCCCAAGUCCAAGCGCGCAAAGGUUGUCCACCUCACCCAGGUCUCCAAGAAGACCCGUGAGCAAAAGGAUCAGCUCUUCCAAAACAUUCGCGAUCAGGUUCCCGAGUACCAGCACUGCAUUGUCUUCAAUGUGGAUAACAUGCGCAACAACUACCUCAAGGAGGUGCGCCGGGAGCUCUCCGACAGCCGACUCUUCUUCGGAAAGACAAAGCUCAUGGCCAAAGCCCUUGGACAGACCCCCGAAGAAGCUAUCCUUCCCGGCAUCGAGGGCCUCGCGCCGCACAUCACCGGCACCGUCGGCCUCCUUCUCACCAACCGCCCCGUCAACGAGGUCCUCGACUACCUGAACGGCAUCGUCUCCGUGGAUUUCGCCCGCGCCGGCGUUACCGCCUCACGCUCCUUUAUCAUUCCUCCCGGCGUUGUUUACGCUACCGGCGGCGAGGUCCCCAAGGAGAACGACAUCCCUCUCGGACACACAAUCGAGCCUGAGCUGCGAAGACUGGGCAUUCCCACCAGAAUGGUCAAGGGCAAGGUCGUGCUGGGCGAGGAGAAUGGCGAGGGCGAGGGCUACACUGUCUGCAAAGAGGGCGAUGUUUUGGAUUCACGGCAAACCAGACUGCUGAAACUGUUUGACGUCUGCCUGAGCGAGUUCAAAAUCAAGGUUCUAGCAUACUGGAGCGCUGCCACCAGCGAGGUAACGGAAAUCGACCAAGCCGCCAUGGAAGGAGUUGAGGAGGAGGAUUAA
Molecule: messenger RNA, 747 nt
Organism: Trichoderma gamsii
Lineage: Eukaryota; Fungi; Ascomycota; Sordariomycetes; Hypocreales; Hypocreaceae
Product: mRNA turnover protein 4
Exons: 3
Coding region: 1-747 (248 amino acids)
Biological process (GO): nuclear-transcribed mRNA catabolic process; ribosomal large subunit biogenesis; ribosomal large subunit assembly
Cellular component (GO): preribosome, large subunit precursor; nucleolus
Molecular function (GO): RNA binding
Source: RefSeq, a predicted model, not a curated record